AUGCCUGCCAAAGGAAGUCAAAGUAACACUGAUUUUAACUUUAUACCCACACCUUCUAUACCAUAUUCUUCAUCGGGCUUUCAUGGUAGUCAGCAUGGUAGCUCACCAGCUGCUGCACCCCCGAGCUUUCAUGGUAGUCAGCAUAGUGGCUCACCAGCUGCAGCACCCCCGAGCUUUCAUAGUAGACAGCAUAGUGGCUCACCAGCUGCUACACCCUCGAGCUUUUAUGGUAGUCAGCAUGAUGAUUCGUCUUUUGUUGCUCCAUCAUAUUCCACUCCAUCAUCAUCAUCCACUCCCAGCAUAUCUAAGUUGGAUUUUGGAGGCUCUCGCCCAGUUACAUCUAGUGCUACUUCUACACCAUCUAGUAGACGCAUGCAAAAUCUUGGAGGGGAUAUACAAUAUGAUAGUUAUAAUUGA
This is a messenger RNA of Nicotiana tabacum (common tobacco), 417 nucleotides long. NCBI's taxonomy places the organism in Eukaryota, Viridiplantae, Streptophyta, Magnoliopsida, Solanales, Solanaceae. The record is from RefSeq and is a predicted model, not a curated record.